AUGUUACUUCUUUUUUAUUCGAUCUAUCUCUUCCUCGGGUCGGUGUGUCUUCAGGUACAAGGGGCGCCUGUUACUCCUGCUCCUGGGAAAGGUCGUCAAGAUGCGAUUUCGUCGUGGACAUCAUCAUCAUCGUCAUCAAAUCCUACAUUCAGGAAUCAUGGAAAGUUUCAAAAGAUCCACAUCACCAACGUCAACACCAACACCAACACAAAUCCCAAUCAACAUCCCAAUACCCACUUCAUCUCGCCAUCCUUCCUCACCAACCCAAACCCAAAUCCUCCCACCUCACCCCGACAAUCAACAAUAAAACCCAGCCCCCGACUACGCCAGAUCUACGGCAUAUUCAUCAACCAAGCCCGCCAUCUCUCCUCGUCCGCCUCCCCCCACCAAGUCCAACAACACUCAACCCUCGAAUCCUCCGGAUGGCUCCCUAACAAGAACCAAGAGGAGGCAGAGGACACACCCACACCCGACCUCCUCACCCAGCGCCGACCCUUGGGGAUCUACGCCUUGAUACGACAUCUACGACGCACGGAUCGGGUAUGGGCGCCUGUGGCGAUCUUGUUCGCUAUGUCGUGGUUGGCGGUCGUGGCGAUGGGAGUGGUUGAGUGUAUUGGGGUUUGUUGGCAGAGGGUGAUGAAGAGGGAGAGACAGGGACGUUUUGGCGGCGGUGGUGGUUGGGGCAGACAUCAUGAGAGGGUCUUGUUUGAUGGAGGGGUUCUGGAUGAGGUGAUCAUCGAGGCGGUGCCGAUGGAUGACGACGAUGAGGAUGGAGAUGAGCAAAAUCAUGAAGAUGGGGGAGAUAGGCAUAAGAUGUUGAAGAAGAUGUGA
Molecule: messenger RNA, 831 nt
Organism: Aspergillus melleus
Lineage: Eukaryota; Fungi; Ascomycota; Eurotiomycetes; Eurotiales; Aspergillaceae
Exons: 2
Coding region: 1-831 (276 amino acids)
Source: RefSeq, a predicted model, not a curated record